UUCAAAUAGAUAUUGUUAAAGAAAUUAAGAAACUGAACAUUCUUAGCAAUGGCAAAACUUUUCAGUUACUUAACAAUAUUAUUUUGGGCAUCAUUACCAAUGAUUUUUGGCCUUUUUCUUUUUACUAAUGGAUUUUUUCUUCGUAGAAAUGCAAGAAUCGAAUACAAUAACUGUUCUUUGUCUGAACAAGAUUUAUUUAAUUUUGAAAAUCCGCACUCUAUUGCUGGGCAAUGUUUAAAACCACGUGCUAGAGUAAUAUUAUUAGUUGUCGAUGCUUUAAAAUAUGAAUUUACAACUACAUUUUAUGAUGAAACUUCAUCAGCUUCUUUUCAUAGAAAUAAACUGCCUAUAAUUAAUAAAAUAUUAAAAAAUUAUUCAAAAAAUUCCAAAUUAUUAAAGUUUAUAGCUGAUCCUCCAACAACCACAAUGCAAAGAUUAAAAAGUAUAACUACUGGUACAUUACCAACAUUUAUUGAUAUGCAUGAUAAUUUUGCAGCAGAUAGUAUUGUAGAAGACAAUUUUAUCAAUUUAAAUAUGGAAAAUGGAAAUGUUUUUAUGGGAGAUGAUACAUGGACAAAAUUGUAUCCUAAUAAGUUUUUAAGAGAAUACGCAGCUCCAUCAUUUGAUGUUUCAGAUCUUGAUACGGUAGACUUAGAAGUUAAGAAUCGAAUUUUCAAGGAAAUUGAAAAUACAGACUGGUCUCUUUUAAUAGCCCAUAUUUUAGGAAUUGAUCAUUGCGGUCAUAAACACGGAAUGCACCAUCCAGAGAUGCUAAGAAAAUUAAAUGAAACAAAUUUUUUUAUAGAAGAAAUUAUUGAAAAAAUUAAUACAGAAAAAAGAGAUACGAUACUUUUCGUUGUUGGUGAUCACGGAAUGACAGAAAGUGGUGAUCAUGGUGGAAGUGAAUUGGAUGAAAUUGAGGCAGCAAUGUUUAUUUAUUCAACUUUGCCAUUACUAAAUUCAAGUACAAUUUUAGAUAUUGAAUCAACAUCAAUUGUAAAUCAGAUUGACAUUGUUCCAACAAUAUCGGUUAUUUUAGGAAUUCCUAUUCCAUUUUCAAAUAUUGGAAAUUUAAUUAUUGAAGCAAUUCCAAAGAAAGAAUAUAUACAAGAUUUAAAAACAUUUGAUUUUAAUUUUAUUUUACAUUCACAAUGGAGGAAUAUUUUUCAAGUGCAGCAUUAUAUAGAUACUUAUUCAUCUGAAAACUUUUUAUCCGAUGAAAAUAGCUUAUCAGAAUUAAAGAAAAUGUAUAAUGAACUUUUACUUAAAAUGAGAUUUAUAAAAAGUGAUAUAGAUUUGAAAGAAUUUAUAAAUUUAUCAGAUAAAUAUUUUAGAACUGUGCGAAAAAUGUGUUACGAAGUAUGGGUACAAUUUAAUCCUAAUUUAAUAUCAAGAGGAUUAAUUUUGUUUUUCUGUGCUAUAUUUUCAUUUUUUAUAAUAAUAAGUGGAUUAAGAGGCAAACGACUACAGAAAAUAUUAGAAUCUUCAUUUUUAACAUGUAUAUGUUGCACAUUUUUAUUAAGUUUAUCAAUUAAUUUAUGGUUAUAUUGGCUUCAAGUAAUUGACAAUUUUGAAAAUACUUUUCUAUUUUUUUGUGGCUUAAUACCAGUACUUUGUUUUGGUAUUUUAUUAAUUCAAAACUGGGAUUAUAUUUCAAUGACAUGGUUCGAAGAAUCACGGCAGAAAAAAACUAUGAUAAGUAUUUUUUCUAGAAUAAUUCUACUUACUAUAGUUUUUGGUGUAUUUUCAAAUAGUUACAUUAUUGAAGAAAAUAAAAUUUUGUCCUAUUUUUUAAUUACAUUAUUUUGUUUUCUUAUAUACUCAGUGCAAUAUAAAAAUAAUACUCAAAGUACUUAUAAGAAAAUCAAAAUUUUUGAAAGGUCAAAUAUAAAUGUUUCUAUGUCGCUAUUAAUAGUUUUUAUUAUUUGUUUAUUAAUAAGAAGUACAAAUUAUUUUUGGAGACAAAGAAAUGAACAGAAACAAUCACAACAAGUGGAGCAGGUCUAUAUGAAUUUUAUUAUUGGAAAAGUAGGAUCAAUAAUUUCAAAAGAUUUAGAAAUGAUUUUUGUACUUGUAGCAAUUGCUUUACUUUCACUUUAUAUUACAGUCAUCAAAAUUUGGCUUUGUGAUUGUGGAAAUUUAUCAGGAUAUUCUCCAAGUGAAAUUUUAGCUCGAUUUUCUCCAGCAAUUAUAGUUGUUACUAUUUCUUGUUACUGGAUUUUAAAGUUACAAAGAAUUUCAAAAUUAAAUUCUGCCCUCAUACAGCGUAUUAAUUCAUUGCCUAUAAUUAUUUAUAUACUAUUUGUUAAUGCUAUAUUCUUAAUAUUCUUUCGUCCACUAACAGUAUUUCUACUUCCUAAAGAAAAGGAGAAUAUAAGUAUUUAUCAAGAAGAAACAACUAUACCAAAACUUUAUAAAAAAAUUAAAAAUGUACUUUAUAACAAAAAAAUUGAAGAUGAAAAUGAAAUACCAAUAGUCUUUGGACUUGGAACUGUCUAUAGUGCCUGCUUUGUUUUACUUAGUGUAUUUUUAUGUUUAAUUUAUACAUUAUUACUGGGAUUUAUUAUAACUCCAAGUGUAAUUUUAAUGAAUCUAAUUUGCAUAGGAUUAUUGUACAUUAGUGCGAUCGAUCGAAUUAAUAGAGCUACUACUUUAGAAGAAUUUCUACAUGUUCCUAAUCCAUCGAUUCUAUGUUGGUUCCUUAUUGCGGAAUAUUUCUUCUAUGCUACGGGUCAUCAACCAAGUUUCUCAACAAUCCAUUGGGAUGCUGGUUUCAUUGGAAUUGAUGGUUCAUUGCAACACCACUCUCUUCGAGCAAUACUCCUUGGAAUAAAUACAUUUGGUUCACAUAUAAUUUUGGGAAUGACUUUUCCACUUCUUAUAUUUGCACCAUUUACGUUGAGGUUAGUUUUUCCUAAUUUAAUUAAAUCAAAAAAAAUCCAGUGGAAUGAUAUUAAACAAGGUGAACUCAUCCUUUUUCAAAAUGAUACCCAAUUUCAUUCAGAAGUUUUUAAUGUUGCUGGAAAAUAUAUAUUACUUCAUGCUGCUAGGGUAUUUGUUUGUAUGCUUGCUGCUACUGUACAUUGUCGACAUUUAAUGGUAUGGACAAUUUUUGCUCCAAAACUAAUCUUUGAAGGAAUUAGUUUUAUUAUUACAGUUGCUAGUGUUUUAACAUCUUUAUUGUUAUUAUUGAGAAUAGAAAAUUGCAUUCAAAAGCUUAUUUUUCAAAUUACUUAAAAUAAAUAGAGUUAAAAUUAUUCUAAAAUCGAUUAAUGCAACAAUUAUUGA
Messenger RNA from Ceratosolen solmsi marchali, 3288 nucleotides. It is a transcript of the gene PIG-O, whose product is annotated as phosphatidylinositol glycan anchor biosynthesis class O. Lineage: Eukaryota; Metazoa; Arthropoda; Insecta; Hymenoptera; Agaonidae. The record is from RefSeq and is a predicted model, not a curated record. Bases 49 to 3237 code for a protein of 1062 amino acids. Gene Ontology annotation, biological process: GPI anchor biosynthetic process. Gene Ontology annotation, cellular component: endoplasmic reticulum membrane. The transcript has 4 exons. Gene Ontology annotation, molecular function: mannose-ethanolamine phosphotransferase activity.